UUCAAAACAGUUUAUAAACGUAACCUGGAAUUAAUUUCUUUCUGUGUUAAUGUUUGUUGUGCACGAUCAUGGAUUUGAAGCUGGUGAAGAGGGAUCUGCUGAAAGGGAUUAGAGAGUGCAGCGAACGUGGUCUGCAUUUCAGUGUGAAAUGGUUGGCCGAGUUGAACUACGCAAUAAAACAUGUGAAACUCGAUGCGGCCGAUUACGCCGUGGAUUCCGGCCUCCUGGAUGAUGAUCUGGAUAAUUACACUUUGGCCAAGAGUUACUUUGAUAUUAAGGAGUACGAUAGAUCUGCAUACUUUGUGAGGGAUUGCAGCCAGCCGAAAUGUAGAUUUAUUUAUUUCUAUGCGAGCUACCUGAGCAUAGAGAAGAAGAAGCUGGAUAGCAUGACCGAUAAGAAUUGUCCGCCGGAUCAGAGAAAGAAUCAGGCUUUGAAGGAUUUGUGCGCUCUGAUUAAGCAGGACUACUACGAGAGGAAACUGGACGGGUAUUGCUUGUAUUUGUAUGGGGUUAUACUGAAGAAGUUAGAUCUCACCUCGUUGGCAAUUGAUGUCUUUGUCGAGUCUAUAGCUGUAGCCCCAUUGCUCUGGAGCUCCUGGCUGGAACUGGCACUGCUUAUCCCAAGCAAAAACAAAUUGAAUUCCUUGAUACUGCCAGAUCACUGGAUCAAGCAGUUUUUCCUAGCUUACGUUUACUUGGAGCAGCUGAACAAUGACGAGGCUUUGGAUAUUUGCACCAGGUUGCAAGUUGAAGGUUUCGAGAACAGCACCUUCAUUAAAGCACAGACUGCUAUUGUAUAUCAUAACAAAAGAGAUUUGAACAAGGCUAUUGAAACUUACCAAGAUUUGCUGGCGGAGGAUCCCUACAGAUUGGACAAUAUGGAUACGUACUCGAACGUGCUGUACGUGAACGAGAUGAAGAGCGAAUUGGCGGAUUUAGCGCAAUCCGCUGUAUCCAUAGACAAGUACAGGGUGGAAACGUGUUGCGUGAUAGGUAAUUAUUACAGCUUGAGGUCGGAUCAUGGGAAGGCCGUGCUGUACUUCCAGCGGGCGCUGAAGCUGAACCCUCAUUACCUUUCGGCGUGGACGCUCAUCGGGCACGAGUUCAUGGAGAUGAAGAACACGAACGCCGCGAUACACAGCUACAGGAGGGCAAUUGAGAUAAAUAGACGGGAUUACAGGGCUUGGUACGGCUUGGGGCAAACGUACGAAAUCCUGAAGAUGCCUUGCUACAGCUUGCAUUAUUAUAAGCAGUCGCAGCAGCUGAGACCCAACGACAGUCGCAUGCUGAUCGCUCUUGGAGAGACGUACGAACGGCUGGAGAAGAUCGAGAAUGCACUGAAAUGUUACUUCAAGGCUUGCCACGUCGGUGACAUCGAAGGUAUAGCUAUAGUGAAGCUGGCGAAACUGUACGACCGUUUGAGUCUGGUGGAUAACGCUGCCGCCGCCUACACGGAAUACUGCCUCAAAGAGAACGAAACUAAAGGUUCGGGUUACGACGAUCACAUGGAGUUCUACAGCGCCUUCCAAUACCUCGCCAAUUACCAUCUGAAGAAGGGUCAGCUGGAUGACGCAUACACCUACGCUUACAAAUGCUUGGAAAACGAAGAAACUAAGGAGCAAGCGAAGGCGUUGUUGAAGAGCAUAGCGGCGAGAAGAGGAGAGCCAGAAGUGGAGACUGUUCCCAUGGAUGAGACCGGAAACACUUCCGUCAAAAACGAUACGAACAUGAGUACAAUGGACAUGAUAUUAUCACCUCCAUAUUAGUUUUUUUGUCAGUUUACGGGUGAUAAUAAUUUUAGCCGAUUUCUCCGGCAUAAAUACAUGUAGCAAUAGGAAACAAUCAAAUUUUCUUUACCUUUGAAAUUCAAUUUGUAUCGUUUAAACUUUCUAAA
Nicrophorus vespilloides is the source of this 1894-nucleotide messenger RNA. RefSeq names its product cell division cycle protein 23 homolog (gene Cdc23). Gene Ontology annotation, biological process: cell division. The transcript is spliced from 5 exons. Gene Ontology annotation, cellular component: anaphase-promoting complex. Gene Ontology annotation, molecular function: protein binding. The coding region runs from base 69 to 1766 and encodes 565 amino acids. NCBI's taxonomy places the organism in Eukaryota, Metazoa, Arthropoda, Insecta, Coleoptera, Silphidae. The record is from RefSeq and is a predicted model, not a curated record.